GACAGAGAGGCCAACACAGACUCAAGACACCAGCAUGUAUUUGUACGUGGUAGCAGCAUCUGUUUGGGUCUAUGUUCUGGUUUUCUACGGUCUGUUCAAAGGAACCAGAUUCUUGAGUCCCGCUAGGCUGAAGGGGAGGACUGUUGUGAUAACAGGAAGCAACACUGGCAUUGGGAAAAGUACCGCCCUGGAACUGGCAAAGAGAGGAGCUCGAGUGAUCCUGGCCUGUCGCAACAAGGAGAAGGCUGAGGCUGCAGCGUUUGAUAUCCGCUCAGAGAGCGGCAACCCCCAGGUGGUGUUCAUGCAGCUUGAUCUAGCAAGCUUAAAGUCAGUUCGCAGUUUUGCUGAAACCUUUCUUAAGACUGAACCUAGACUGGACAUCCUCAUCAACAAUGCAGGUGUUAUAAGUCCUGGCUGCACUGAGGAGGGCUUCGACCUGGCCUUUGGGGUCAACCACCUGGGUCACUUCCUGCUGACCUCCCUCCUGCUGGAGCGGCUCAGGCGCUGCGGCCCCAGCCGAGUCAUCACUGUGUCUGCUCUCCUCCACCGCUUUGGGAGCAUCGACUUCCAGCUGCUGGCUCCACAGACAGACGCGGUGCCCCCCCAGUCUGCCUGGUCCAGCCUUCAGGCCUACUGUAACAGCAAACUCUGUAAUGUGCUCUUCACCAGGGAGUUGGCCAACCGGCUGGAAGGCACUGAUGUUACCUGUUACACCCUGCACCCAGGAGUAAUCUACACAGAACUGUGCUGUAAUCUGAGCCAGUGGCUGCAGCUCCUCAUGAUGCCCUUAGCCAAGCUGUUCCUCCUGGAUCCCAGCGGAGGAUGUCAGACCACCCUGUACUGCGCCCUCCAGGAGGGCAUCGAGCCGCUCAGUGGCAGAUACUUCUCCAACUGUGCGCUGCAACAAGUUGGAGCUAACGGGCGAGAUGAUGGCCUGGCAAAGAAGCUUUGGGAAGUAAGUGAGAGGUUAACAGGCAUGGCCUGAAGCAUCAGAGCCUGCCCUACAGCCGUUCACAACUCUUCUUAUAAAGUCCAACCUGUGUCUAAAUUUUCAUGCACUUCUUUCGCUUGCUUUAAUAAAGCCGAGGAUCCCUUGAACGUUGUCGCCUGAUGUCAUGUAUGAAGUCUGCAGAGUUUAUCAGUGAGCAACUAAGAGAUCCUAUGAUGACUGCUGUGGAUAAACAGCAUUUUUUGAAUGCAUUGUGGGAGAUGUGGUUCUUCAGCCUCAUCUUCUUACCAUUUCUGGAUGUGAUGAUAGGAAUCCCCCUGACAGCAUCAGGGCCCUUCUGUAGAAAAGAAUGCACAACUUUCCUGCUAAAAGUUGGUGUAGGAACACAUUUUUAAAAGGUGUGGUUCUUAAUCAUGCAGCUGCGCACAAAUCCCAAUUUGUGUGAAAUAAAGCGCAGCUGCUGAUCCUGAUUGGACCGCCUGUCAUAAAUACAUGUGUAAAUUAGUAUAAGAACCCGGAAGGCUGACACCACGCCCAAAUAACCAUGGUAACAAUUCCUGCUUCUAAUAGCAUCUCAUAAUAAUUACUACAUAUUUUUUUAAAGUCUCUUUCCAUGGCACACAAGGUCACCUCACUAAAAAUAAAACCAAUGUAACAAAACAUAGAAAACCAAACAAAACAUUUAGAGCAUAAAAUGAUGGAAUGUGUUGAUUAAUCCAAGUGGAAAUAUUUGUUUGAACAGCAGAGAGUUCAGCUGGCAUUUAAAGACAGAGCGUUUCAGAGAAGGCUCUGUGCUGAGUGGGGAAUGAGGAAGCUUAUUCCUAAUAGAGGAGUCGUGUGUUGGACCAGGCCAACAUGCUGCUACAUUUAUUAGUCAAUUCUGCUCAUAUAAAUCGCACCUUUACAGAAAGGAGAUGCUUUCUAUUCAUAAAGGCGCAUUCACAAAGCUGGAAUGGCUCGACUGCAGGAUGGCUGUCCGGCUGCACCGUUAACCUUUAAGGCUGGGACGGGUUCUGGACAGAGCUCCAGGGUGACCACUUUGGACAAUCUGUAGGUGUGAUUGUCUACACACCUUGUCCACUGUAAAAAUCAUCAAACUUGACCUGUCUGGAGCUAAUCUGCUGAUCCAACCAUGUUUUCUUUUUCAGUCAGAAUGAAUUCGCCCCUUAAUAUUUGCAGAUAUUUUCUGUGCCUCGUAGACCGAAGGGACGAAAACCAAGGAAAUUUACUGUUUACAUCCCACUGCGAUUUUCACAACUUUUUAGUUUUAUUACAUUUGUAAAUUUUGUGUUUGUGUUACCUAAUUGUAUGAGGAUGUACAGUAUGUGUUUCAGUUUCAUUGUUUAAGUUUAAACAAUAAAGGAUUAAAGUCACAAA
Messenger RNA from Xiphophorus maculatus (southern platyfish), 2326 nucleotides. RefSeq names its product dehydrogenase/reductase SDR family member 13-like. The transcript has 5 exons. The coding region runs from base 35 to 985 and encodes 316 amino acids. NCBI's taxonomy places the organism in Eukaryota, Metazoa, Chordata, Actinopteri, Cyprinodontiformes, Poeciliidae. The record is from RefSeq and is a predicted model, not a curated record.